This is a messenger RNA of Jaculus jaculus (lesser Egyptian jerboa), 870 nucleotides long. It is a transcript of the gene Hcfc1r1, whose product is annotated as host cell factor C1 regulator 1. The transcript has 3 exons. The record is from RefSeq and is a predicted model, not a curated record. Bases 332 to 691 code for a protein of 119 amino acids. Lineage: Eukaryota; Metazoa; Chordata; Mammalia; Rodentia; Dipodidae.
UCCGGAUGUAUCGCACGCGUGGAGCUCUUCCCGUUGCGCCCACCAGCUCGGUACUGCCUGUCUGCCCUGCGCUAAGACGACAGCUACGUGCUGCCCCGUACCCCGGGAGCCCGGGAGAGCUCCUCGAAGGACCCCGACGCUAGGAAGCGGCGCCCGCGGAUGUCCUCCCCCGCCGCGUUGACUCGAUCCGCCUCGCAGCCUAGCGCCGUUGGCCUUCCGUGUCUGCGUAGACCCGCGCCGGAGGCCACGCCCCUCACGUACCGCCACGCCCCGAAGGCUCCGCCCCUGCUUCCUGGAUCCCACCCCUCCAUCUGCAGGACCCCGAAUCCUAAUGAUCCUGCAACAGCCCCUGGAACGAAGCCCCCCAGGGCGAGCCCCGCAUGACCCGCGGGCCACCUUGGGGGCGACUCGGGGCCUGGACGCCAGGGAACCUUUGCACAAGCAGUUCCCUUCCGAGGAGAAUAUGGCCACCCACUUCUCCCGACUCAGCCUACAUAAUGACCAUCCUUACUGCAGCCCCCCCAUGGCCUUACCCCCAGCCCUGCCGUCACUGAGAAGCCCUUGCUCAGAGCUGCUUCUCUGGCGCUACCCUGGAAGCCUGAUCCCUGAGGCCCUCCGUCUGCUGAGGCUGGGAAAUAGCGCCAGCGCCUACUACCCUGCACCCGCAGCCGCGGACGUCAUGGAGCUCUGAACCCUGGCAGGCAGCGCCCCUCCCCACCCUCUCUCUUCUGCACCACCGAGCAGCAAUCCUAGGAAAGGAAGAGUCAUCCACGGAGGAAGACCCUGCGCUCCGGAGCACUGGAAUGGGAGGGGCAGCAGCUUGGGAAGGGAAGUAUCACCCCAGAAAUGAAUAAAGAUUUCUGAGCAGUU